Molecule: messenger RNA, 562 nt
Organism: Thermothielavioides terrestris NRRL 8126
Lineage: Eukaryota; Fungi; Ascomycota; Sordariomycetes; Sordariales; Chaetomiaceae
Exons: 1
Coding region: 146-310 (54 amino acids)
Source: RefSeq, a predicted model, not a curated record
CACCACAGUAAUGCUGGCGUUUGCCGAAGGCGACCGAUGACCUCAACGAACUUUUUUUCUUCUCUUUUCUUUGCCAGCACAGCAACAACCUGGAAGGUACUGAAUUUACCUGGUACGUGCGGUAGUGUACGCACAUUACGCAGCAAUGCAGGCACGCCGGGCCUUGUGCUACCUUCCGACGGGAUGUUGCUUUCGAGGAGGAUCCCGGCAGCGGGACCCGGUCGAGCAUCUGCCGCCGUCCAUGCAAAAACGAACGGCGGGACGCACAAAGAGCGGGAAAAGCGAAAAUCUCCACAGGCCGGAGAGGUAGCGAUUGGGCACCGGGCAGACGUUCGGCCGCGCCCCGAUGUCUGUCCUGGACACUAAGUUCUGGUGCAAUGCAGCGCCUGCCCUGCCUGCCGAUGCAACAGGGUGACCUUCUGACAUCCAUGAUGCCCGUCUCGCUACGAUUGGACUUUCCCGGGCGCCAAAGCAAUUGUGCGGGCGGCUUUGUUUUAUCGAGUUAAUACCGAUCGUCAUAUUUUGCCAGCGGUUUCACACCUCGAGGGCCGAAGAGCGACCC